AGAGAUGACAGAUCGACAAAAAAGUCUCCUUUUACCGGCCACGUAGUCUGAUUCAUCUUCAUAACAAAAUGCCGUUAAAAUUAGAUAUCAAGCGAAGGCUUACUGCCCGUUCCGAUCGAGUUAAAAGUGUUGACUUGCAUCCAACUGAGCCAUGGAUGUUGGCCUCCCUAUAUAACGGAAACGUUCACAUUUGGAACCAUGAAUCACAACAAAUCAUCAAAUCCUUUGAGGUUUGUGAUUUACCUGUUCGUGCUGUUAAAUUUGUCCCAAGAAAAAAUUGGGUUGUUAGUGGUUCAGAUGAUAUGCAGGUUAGAGUAUUCAAUUACAACACACUUGAUCGUGUGACAGCAUUUGAAGCUCAUUCUGACUAUGUUCGUUGCAUUGCUGUCCAUCCCACUCAACCCUUUAUAUUGACCAGCAGUGAUGACAUGUCAAUUAAAUUGUGGAAUUGGGAAAAGAACUGGGCAUGUCAACAGGUUUUCGAAGGACAUACCCAUUAUGUUAUGCAAAUUGUCAUUAAUCCUAAGGAUAAUAACACAUUUGCCACUGCCUCUCUUGAUAGAACAGUCAAGGUUUGGCAGUUGGGCUCCAACAGCCCUAAUUUCACACUUGAGGGCCAUGAGAAGGGCGUCAAUUGUGUGGACUAUUACCACGCUGGCGACAAACCUUAUUUAAUUUCCGGAGCAGAUGAUCGUCUUGUAAAAAUUUGGGAUUAUCAAAAUAAAACGUGCGUGCAAACCCUUGAAGGACAUGCUCAGAACAUUUCAUCAGUUGCUUUUCAUCCUGAACUUCCAAUUCUCCUUACGGGCUCUGAAGAUGGAACAGUCAGGGUCUGGCAUUCAAAUACCUAUCGGCUGGAGACUACACUCAAUUAUGGUUUGGAACGUGUCUGGACAAUUUGCUGUUUACCCGGCUCUAAUAACAUCGCCCUGGGUUAUGAUGAGGGAUCUAUCAUGAUCAAGUUAGGUAGAGAAGAACCUGCCAUGUCGAUGGACCAAAGCGGAAAAAUCAUCUGGGCUAAGCAUUCAGAGAUCCAACAAGCUAAUCUCAAAGCGCUGCCAGACUCAGAGAUAAAGGAUGGCGAACGCCUUCCGCUGGCUAUCAAAGAUAUGGGUGCUUGUGAGAUCUAUCCGCAAACAGUAGCUCAUAAUCCAAACGGAAGAUUCGUCGUUGUUUGCGGUGACGGCGAGUAUAUAAUCUACACAGCUAUGGCUCUACGCAACAAGGCUUUCGGCUCAGCGUUGGAAUUCGUAUGGGCAGUUGAUUCCUCCGAGUAUGCCGUUCGCGAAAGUGCCACAUCUGUUAAAGUUUUUAAGAAUUUCAAGGAAAAGAAGCAGUUUAAACCUGAGCUUGGAGCAGAAGGAAUUUUCGGUGGAGCAAUGCUUGGUGUCCGGUCAGCCAACAGUUUAGCAUUCUAUGAAUGGGACAAUCUCACGUUGAUUCGCCGAAUUGAAAUCCAACCACGCGGUGUGUACUGGUCGGAGAAUGGAGAAUUAGUUUGCAUUUCUACCGAAGAUAGCUAUUUCAUUUUGCGUUAUGAUGCUGAUGCUGUAGCCAAGAGCUUCGAAACCAAGGAAGGCCUUACAGAUGAUGCUGGGAUCGAGACGGCUUUCGAUAUGUUGUCCGAAGUGCAAGAGAGUGUCAAGACGGGCCUUUGGGUUGGCGAUUGCUUUAUCUACACCAACAGUGCCAAUCGCCUGAAUUAUUACGUCGGUGGAGAAAUUGUGACAGUCGCCCAUCUUGACAGAGUGAUGUACUUGUUGGGGUAUAUUCCCAAGGAUAAUAGCCUUUACCUGGGCGACAAGGAGUUGAAUGUUGUCUCCUAUGGAUUGCAGCUCUCGGUGCUGGAGUAUCAGACGGCGGUCAUGCGACGAGAUUUCGAAACCGCUGAUCGAGUUCUCCCCUCAGUUCCCAAAGAACAACGUACCAGAGUUGCACACUUUCUCGAGAAACAGGGAUUCAAGGAACAAGCUUUGGCCGUUUCUGCUGAUCCCGAACAUCGUUUCGAACUUUCGCUCCAACUAGGACAAUUGCAACUAGCCUACCAGCUGGCUUGCGAGGCCCAAAGUGAACACAAGUGGAAGCAACUUGCCGAUUUGGCCACAACUAAAUGCCAGUUCGAGUUAGCUCAAGAGUGUCUUCACAAGGCCCAAGAUUUUGGAGGUCUCCUCCUCUUGGCCACUGCGUCCGGCAACGCCGAAAUGGUGCAACGGCUGGGCGACGACGCCAUCGGAGCUGGCAUGAACAACGUUGCGUUUUUGACGCGCUUCCUCAGUGGCGACUUGAACGCUUGCCUUGAGAUUUUGAUCAAUACCCAACGCAUUCCCGAGGCUGCCUUCUUUGCACGCACCUACCUGCCCAGCCAAAUCUCUCGCGUCGUCCAGCUCUGGAAGCUUAGCCUUAGCCAGGUCAAUGCCAAAGCCAGUCAGAGUCUGGCCGAUCCAGCCCAGUACGACAAUCUCUUCCCAGGUUUGAUGGAUGCUUUGAAGACGGAGCAGUUUCUUGAACAGAGACGCCAGCAGAUGCCGGCCUCUGCUUACCCUGCGCUGCCCCACAACUGGGAGAGACAUCCUGUUGACGAGAUGCGUUUGGCUGAACAAAAUGAUCAGUUUCAUCACGUUGCAUGCGCCAAAGUGUCCUUUGUAGAAGAAGAAAAAGAAGUUGAAGAAGCCAGUGAGCAGCAUCAUUCGAUCGCUUCCGUCAGUGCGGUACCAGAGUCUGCUACGAAGCCUGCAUUUGAGGCCGCCAAUCAACCUAAAAAUCUGUUGGACGAUGACGCGGAAGAUUUCCAGUCUGCGGAUUCUGACACCAAAUCAGCUCAGGCUUCCAGCCAACUUGACCGUGAUCUGGAACUUGACUUGGAAAAUCUUGAGUUAGACGAUAACGUCGAUACGUCCGAAGUUAAUUUGGACGACGACCUCCUCGACGAUUAAAUAUGGCAGUGAACCACCACCUAUAAUGAUUUUUUGUUUUCUACAAAUAUUUUUGCCCAUGUUUUGUUUAAGUUUUCAGCGUCUCGUGGCUGAUACCCAAAUAAUUGAUAUCAUCUAACUACUUGUCGCUUGAGAGGCAUCCAAUAGUAAUGGGGAAGACGACGUGGAAUUUUCCUUUUCCAUAGUGUUGCUAAGUGUUUCGCCGUUCCACCAUUCGCCACAAACGAAAUAAUUUCAACUACAUUCUUGUUAUACUUGAACUGAAUUUUUCUUUUAGUACAAUAUAAAAGUACUAUCCUUCA
Daphnia carinata is the source of this 3235-nucleotide messenger RNA. RefSeq names its product coatomer subunit beta'-like (gene beta'COP). Gene Ontology annotation, molecular function: protein binding; structural molecule activity. Lineage: Eukaryota; Metazoa; Arthropoda; Branchiopoda; Diplostraca; Daphniidae. Gene Ontology annotation, cellular component: COPI vesicle coat. Bases 69 to 2933 code for a protein of 954 amino acids. The record is from RefSeq and is a predicted model, not a curated record. Gene Ontology annotation, biological process: intra-Golgi vesicle-mediated transport; retrograde vesicle-mediated transport, Golgi to endoplasmic reticulum; intracellular protein transport. The transcript has 12 exons.